Molecule: messenger RNA, 1663 nt
Organism: Brachypodium distachyon (stiff brome)
Lineage: Eukaryota; Viridiplantae; Streptophyta; Magnoliopsida; Poales; Poaceae
Exons: 2
Coding region: 237-1055 (272 amino acids)
Source: RefSeq, a predicted model, not a curated record
UUAUUUAUGUAAAUGAACAUUCGACACGUGCGCAGUAGCUUGUUUUAGAAGGUGACUCUGCUUUAGGCGUUCUUUCACAAUUAUUGUGGCUAUCGGUGUGUGACGCGUGGCUGGACGCGUGUAGUGACGUAGCUCCGCGUCCUCGCUUCGCCUUCCUUCCAGGGGCCCCUUCCCCUUCCGCCGCCUCCACCCUCUCCCGUCCAACGCCAGAACCCAAACCCCAACGAUUCAGCGCGAUGAACCCGUCAGAGAGUCCCCACCUGCCGCCGCCGCCGUGCCGGAGCUACUCGACGAGCUCAUCCUCGAGAUCCUCUUCCACAUCCGGCCGGACCGGCCCGAAUGCCUUGUCCGCGCCUCCUGCAUCAGCAAGGAAUGGCGCCGCCGCCUUCUGCCUCCGCUACCGCGACUUCCACCGCACGCCCCCCAUGCUGGGCUUCCUCUACAGCGAGCUGCCUAGGGGGCAGCACCACAGCCGCGUCCGCUUCGCCCCUACCACAGCCUUCCGCCCGCACAGCACCCCGUGCCGCGAUUGGUCCGUCAUCGACGCCCGCCACGGCCGUGUGCUCUUCUACGACGCUAGGUGCCACGACCUGGUCGUCUGGGACCCCACGACAGACGGCCGGCGCCGGGCGCCCUUGCUGCACUACGACAUCCAUUUCGCGGUGCUCUGCGCCACGGCCGGCUGCGACCACCGCAGCUGCCGCGGUGGUCCCUUCGUCGUGGUGCUCCUGGGAAAGCACGAAGGCGCCGUGCACAUGUGCGCGCGUGUCUACUCGUCCGAGGGAGGUGCCUGGAGUGACGCAGCCUCCGUCGAGCACCCAGAUGCCGCCGCCAACUUCCCAGCAGUCCGCGGCGUCCUUGUUGAGAAAACAUUCCCUGGGGAACCAGAAUCAUGGGGUACGACAUGGACAACCAGACUAGCGACUAAAUGUGAUCGACAAGCCACCUGGGUUCAAGGGGCUUGGUGCCCUCAUAGCGCUGGAGGAUGGCAUGCAGGGCAAGCUGGGACUUGCCAUACUGCAACUACACCUAUGGUUGAGGACGGACGGUGGUAACGAAGAUGUGGCCUGGAAACAAGACAGUGCUCCCUGUUCAUGGUGUCUUGACAAACCCCGAUGUGGUUGGCUUUGCUGACAGCGUUGCUGUCGUUUUUAUAAGCACAAAUGUGGGAUUGUUCACAAUUGAGCUCAAGUCAAAUCGAGUCCAGAAGGUAUCCAACAGGGCUGUCCAACAUUUUGUCAUCCCCUACACAAGUUUCUAUACUCUAGAUCAUGUGACAUGAAGACUGUCACCGCCUUGAGGGUGUGGUGGCACCCAUUAACAAAGAGGUGCUGCAGGUGUUUCGUUUUCAGGUUGACUGCUUAAGUUGAACAAAGUCGUCAUGGUCAAUGCUGGUAUGUAGAAAAUGCUUAAGUAGUCGCUGUCAAUAUAUGAACCGUUGUUUAUGUAAGACAUGAUGGUCAGUUUGUACUGCCUGAAGUUUAUGUAAGACAUAAUCGUCAGUUAGUAUUGUUUGUUGUUGAGCUGCUCAAGGUUGUGGCCUGAAAUCUUUCAGAUUUACAUUUUUUUUCUUAUAGUAGAUUAUUUAAUACUUGUCAGCCUCACAUGGCCUGUUUGUUGUUGAGCUGCUCAAGGUUGUGGCCUGAAAUCUUUCAGAUUUACA